This is a messenger RNA of Cheilinus undulatus (humphead wrasse), 4727 nucleotides long. It is a transcript of the gene palb2, whose product is annotated as partner and localizer of BRCA2. The record is from RefSeq and is a predicted model, not a curated record. Bases 99 to 4280 code for a protein of 1393 amino acids. The transcript has 13 exons. Gene Ontology annotation, biological process: double-strand break repair via homologous recombination. Gene Ontology annotation, cellular component: nucleoplasm. NCBI's taxonomy places the organism in Eukaryota, Metazoa, Chordata, Actinopteri, Labriformes, Labridae. Gene Ontology annotation, molecular function: protein binding; DNA binding.
GCGGGAAAUUGAAACUCAAUCGAUUGCCGCCUGAUCGAACAUCAAAAUAACUUGUCCGUGGGAUCACUCAGUACCGGUGCCAAUGUCCAGAGAGCAGGAUGGAGAUUAAUGUUGGGGAUAUUCCGCAGUGUGAAGAGCAGCUGAAAACUACAUUGCACUGUGAUGACAAGGAGAAGCUUCGUAGGAAGUUGGCACUGUUACAGAGAGAGUAUCUCAGGACAGCCCAGAGACUACAGCGUGCUGAGCGUUCAGAAGCAGUACGGAGACAUGUGAGGAGCAGGAUUGAACAGCAGAACCACCAUGACCGAAUAGAGCGAGAGGUGAUAUCAGACCGCUCUGCCAGCCCACCUGUAGUGACAGUGAGCACCAGCAAAGGAGCAGCCACAGGUCCACCUCAGGAAAACAGCCAGGAAAGCAGUGGAAAUCACUCAGAUUCUGAGAACUCCAGGAGGAGCCAGGUGAUCAGGUUCCUGCUCCCCUCUGAUACUGCUUCCCCACAAACCCCAGAUCCCUGCAAUGACCCAGCAAAAGGCCACAGAUCCAGUCCUAACCUGCGCCUCAGGUCACAACGCAGCCGCCUGCGCUUGGAGAGGAGGAGUACUGCUGAGACAGGCAGGAGCUCGGACAACAGUGAGGAGGGACGGGAGCAGAGUGAAAAGAUGGAGCUGGAGACUGCUGGAACAGAAGGAGGUCAGGAUGGAGUUAAAACACUGGAAGUAGAGGCUGUGAAUGAAAGUGAGGAGCUGUUUUCUGGAGCAGAAUCUGAGUCUCCUUCUAUGGUGCUCACACACUGGAACACUUGUGGACAAACUGAAGCAGGAAACAUGGAGGGAAAGGAAGCAGAAGGGCAGCACUUACAAAAGGAGAAAGAGACAGAAAGGGAAAAAGAAUCAGCCUCUUUGCUGCCUCCAUGUCAGGAACCUGCUUUAGAUACUGAUGGAAGGGAACAAAAAGGUACACAAAGUGGAAAAUUUAAGGAAAAAGAAAGGGAUAGUGAUAGAAAAAAGACAGAUGGAGGGCUGUGUGAAGACAGCAGUAAAAAAGAUGGACUACAAAAUGCAAUGGAGAAUAAAAGUGAAAAAUGUCUUGAUAAAAUGCUGGAAAUUAAGGAAGAAAAAAGUGAGAGGGUUGGAGCAGAGCAGGAUGUCAAAGCUGUAAGUCUUCUUGACUCGUGCACCCUAGUGGAGGGACUACUUUUCCCAGCGGAGUACUAUGUCAGAACCACCAGACGAAUGUCAUCUUCACAGAGGCAGCCUGACAUGCAGGCUGUCAUACACACCCAGCUGGGCAGGGGGCGACCUCGCAGAAGCCGUGGCCGUGGCAGAGGGCUGAUCAAGCGCUCUAACAGCCAUGAAGGGUCGGCUGAACUCUCUCAGACAGAUUUCUCCUCACCAACAGCAGCAUCUCCAGCUGCAGGUCUGAGUAAAGAAUCACCUGCUGAGCUGAACACUCAGAGCUCCUGUGAGGUUUCAGACCAGGCGGUCUCCUCAGAGGGUCUCUGUACUCCUAAUGUCAGCACUACCCGUCCAGCAAGAGGGAGGAGGAGAAGAGGCAGAGGAAGAGGGAGACCUUCACGAUGCUCUCUUAGUUUAGACACAAACAGACUAGAUUCUGGGCACAUUAGAGGUGAUCUUCAGCUCACAAACUCCCCAGUGUCUGCUCCCGCAUCUCUCUGUAAAGCUUAUAGACCACAGCCCUGCCUCACUCCAGGAGAAACUGAUGUUAUAGUGCUGGACCCUCCGGAACCAGCCUUUACCAACAGCGCAGCUACAAAUCCACCUCCUGGAGGGGAUGGAGCUCUCUGUAGCUCUGCUUCAGGACAUCAGGAAAAGGUCUACCCCAUCUUUCUGAGGAGCAGCGGCAUCACAAGCAGACCUUCAGAGAUCAAUAGAAGUCCUGCAAACUGGAAAUCUCUCCUCCUGCCCUCCUCUUCACCGUCCCAAACUUCUCUACUCCCUCUUCCCUCUCUGUCUUCUUGCCCGCUGCUAAACAACCUGCUGAGCUUCGAUAUCCCUCAAGACUUCCAUCUCCCUGAUGACCAGUUUGCCUCCCUGAAGCUGCUCAAACUCCGCAGAGUCGCUGUGGAAUCCGCAGUUGAACAGUUUUUAUCCCCGCCCUGCAACACACCCAGGAGCAUCCAGCACAGUGAUGCACCCUGCAGCCCGGUGAUGGCUCAUCCACUCCCACUCAGUCUCACACCAAAGAUCAUGGAUUCACCUCAUCAGACUGAAGCAGAACAAGCUGCUACUCAAUCCAAAAACAUGUUAAUACAACAGCCUUUAAAUGAAGAGUCAUCCCUCCAACUAGAGUGUCAGACUCCCACCAUCUCAACCAAGUCUAUGUCUUUGGUACAAGAUUGUGUUGUUCAUUCUGUUGAUCAAUAUAAAGAGAAAGAAACUGUAAUUCUGAACACUCCUAGUCAGACAGACAGCAGCACAAACAGACUGGCUGACCAUCCUGUCAAAUCACAUCCUCAUAUUACCAUUGCAGAGAGUCCUGCGGGAAAAGUGAACAAUAAUGACCUUGUGCAGUCAGAUGAACUUCAGAUAAUCGAGUCAUCCAUCAUUUUAUUAGACGACCAGACAGAUUGUCCGGAUAAUGUGGAGAAUCAGAAGGCUACACAUCACCAGACAAAAGCAGAAGAUAGAUCCAUCAUCAAAACUCUUACAUUUGAUUCCCCUCGACUGAAAACCCCCAGGAAGCUUUCCAGAAAGUUAACAGCACGUAAUGAAUCUCCUCUGCAGCAUGGUAAUGUAAAAUCUCCUGCUCAAGACUCAAAAGAAUCCCCUGAACGCACCACAAGUCCUGCAAGAGUUCCCAGUGUCCAAACCCAGCUCCUGCUGAGCCCUCUUCUUGCAUCAGCACCUGGCCGUUUCAUCACCCCACAUCUUCCCCCAUCCUUCACCCCCACCAGCCCCAUGCUGCCAUCUUUAGGUCCCACCCCCCACCCUGUCCCUGCUUCCCUCCCUCUGACAUCCUCACCUUCAGCCCCAGCCCUCACCCUGCCUCCCCCACACAGCCCGUCCACCCAGAAUCUCUCCCCUCCCCCUCUAUCUCCCUGUUUGUCACCCGCUUUUUUCCCUCCCACUCAGCCCACAAACUCCUCCAGAGCUCAGAUCCAGGUUUCACAUGAGCCGUCACAGGGGGUCGAACCUGCCGCAUGCCUGCCUGUCUCAAAUAUCCAGGAUCAGAACUCAGGUGUGCUUGUUGGAGUGAGGAUAGAGGAGACAAAGGAGGAACAAACCAUGAGAUGUUUACACACACUAAAGGCCCCAGCAGGAGGCUGUCUGAUGGAUGCUUGCUGUCUGACCGGACCCUCAGGUGGUUUGUGUGUAGCGGCAGCAGGAAAGUGGGCGGUGUGUCUGUGGAGCCAAACUGCAGCUUCUGAUUGGAGCCUGACACAUACAUGGGCCUUCAAUGAGCCUGUGAUCAAUGUGUUUCCUGUCCCGGAUACUGCUGGCCUCAUUUGUGUGACUCUUGGUCAGCUGGAGAUCAGAGAAGUCAGGGUGCUGUGGGGCUCCAGCCUCUCUCAGGCCUUGCUCUAUGCGGGCCUCGUCCAGGCUGUGGUGUGUUUGUCGGGGUCCAGAGUGGUCACGUCCUCUCCCUCAGUGUGUGGCUCCACCCUGCAGGUGUUCACACUCUCAGACAGUGGAAGCUCAUGGAGUGCUCAGCCUCUGGCGCCCCCUGGUGUUUGUGUCGGGGCUCUCGCUCCAGUGAACGGACUCUCAGACGCUCUGAUUGGCACAGAUGAGGCUGGGCGUCUCUUUAUUUGGAAUUUAAAGACAGGACAGCUGCUGAACAGAAUCGCUCUCACAGACAGUUUAUCACAAACUGCCUGCCUCAGAGGAUUCUCCUACUGCGGAGUGUUAUUUGUCCUGCUGCAGCAUCACUUCCUCAGUUCCAUGGAGGAAGAAGAAAGAAACGACAAAGAAAAAGGUUCAGAGGAGGAGAAGAGGACUGUCCUGUUCUCUUUGGUUGCUGUAAACCCUCUGAAUGGAAAAUCUGUCCUGGCGACUCGGCUGUAUCCGCCCAAAGCGUGGUCCGGCAGGCUGUGUGAAGCCGACGCUAGCGGCUCCAGCGUGGUGGGCCUGAGUCAGAGCGGUUGUGUUUGUGUGUGGGAACUCGGACAUUGCGGAGGUUCAAGGAUGCUGUGGUGUCCCGAGAGAGAAGGCUGGCAGCUGGCUCGAUGGGGUGGAGGAGGCACGCUGCUGACUGGACAUCACAACGGAGAUGUUAGUUUACACUGCUGCAGCAUCAUCCAAGACUGUAUUAUCAAAUAAGAUAAAUGUUUACAUGAAGAUUUUAACACGGCUUCUGUUUAGAAACAUCUUUUAAAAUCUCUCUUUACAUUUAAACCUCAACGAUUCAUAAAGAGGGUCUGUGGCAUCUGUCAAGAUUUUUAUCUUCAUCUUAUCGUCAGCUUUCACUUCCAGGAGUGUUUCUCUUUUCUCUGGGCCAUCACACUGCUAAAAGAAAGACGUUUAUUUACUGUUAACUGGUUAUUUUUAAUCAUUCAGUUGAAAAAGUUCAAUCAUUUUUUACUGAAUUUGUGCUUAAAUGGUUUAAGAGCACAGCUGCUUUUGUGGAAAUGUCCACCUGAUGGUGGAUUUUCAGUUUUAGACUACUGUGACUGAAAACCACUGCUGUUUUAUCACUGCUGAUGUUUUGACUGUUUCCUACUGUGUUUGCAUGUAUUAUUUUUCAUGUAUUUAAAAAAAAAAGGUUUG